Molecule: messenger RNA, 878 nt
Organism: Pogona vitticeps (central bearded dragon)
Lineage: Eukaryota; Metazoa; Chordata; Lepidosauria; Squamata; Agamidae
Gene: FCF1
Product: FCF1 rRNA-processing protein
Cellular component (GO): small-subunit processome
Source: RefSeq, a predicted model, not a curated record
UGUCCGCGCGAGAGGCGCCGCGCGCCGGAAGUGUGCGUGGAGGAAGCAAGUGCGGCGAGGCGUCCCGAGGAACUGGGAAGAUGGGGAAGCAGAAAAAAGCAAGGAAAUAUGCUACUAUGAAACGCACCAUCAGCCUUCGUGACCAGCGCAUCAAAGAGGAAGACCGAGCAAAAGCUAAAAAGAAAAAGAAAGAAGAUCCCAGUGCAAUCAAAGAGAGGGAAGUCCCAAAGUACCCAUCCUGUUUGUUCUUCCAAUAUAACACACAGUUAGGGCCUCCCUACUACAUCCUGGUUGAUACCAACUUCAUUAACUUUUCCAUUAAAGCCAAAUUGGAUUUGGUGCAGUCAAUGAUGGAUUGCCUCUAUGCAAAGUGUAUUCCAUGUAUCACAGAUUGUGUAAUGGCUGAAAUUGAGAAACUGGGACAGAAGUAUCGUGUGGCCUUGAGAAUAGCAAAAGACCCACGAUUUGAACGCUUGCCCUGUACUCACAAAGGAACAUAUGCAGAUGACUGCCUGGUACAGAGAGUCACUCAGCAUAAAUGUUAUAUAGUAGCUACUGUAGACAGAGACCUUAAGCGGAGAAUACGGAAGAUUCCAGGAGUACCCAUAAUGUAUAUAUCUAAUCACAGGUAUAAUAUUGAGCGAAUGCCAGAUGACUAUGGAGCUCCUCGACUUUAAUCAUCUGCUGUAGAGAAACCAAGAUAAACCCUCACUGUCAGUUUGAGAGUAUUGCUGAAUAUUGAGCCUGUUAUAAGGUUCUUCUGUUUUCGAUUCACUUCUGUGAUGUUUUGAACUGUACUUGAUUUAUCCAGAAAAAAAGAACAUACAAUCCAUUUUACUAAUCUGUGUUCCAAAAUAAAUAUUUCUGAUGGUAUUAAA